Schistosoma spindalis is the source of this 3601-nucleotide messenger RNA. NCBI's taxonomy places the organism in Eukaryota, Metazoa, Platyhelminthes, Trematoda, Strigeidida, Schistosomatidae. The record is from the annotation of a GenBank genome assembly.
AUGACCUCAAACAAUUCGAGACGACCCAUACUUCCGAAAACACAUUCGACUCUAUCUAUUGUUAAUCACAAGAAGUCUACUCCAGGAGUUGAUUCGACUCCAUUAACAAGUGCACCGUCGUCCUCAUCGUCAUCAUUGUCUUCAUUUAGAGCAAUUGCCCCAAAAUCAAAUCAGGAUCGCACAGUGAUUAUCACUUCUGAGGUGGUCAAACGUAAUGAAUCUAGUGAAGAUUUUGUUCACUAUUGUGAUAUUGAAUCAAGUAGUCAGGAUUUCAACCCUCUUAGAAACUAUCGUUCAAUAUAUGCUAAUAACGUCGUCCCUCGUAGUUAUUUGAGAGUUACGCACCAACGUGUUCUCUUGCCGUCUCAUACAAUUCCUCGAACUCCUGUUAAUUCUGAUACGCUUCCAUCUGGACCAUCUAGUUCUGGCUUUAAUGUCAAUAAGAAAGGGAGUCUUCGUCCAGUGGUUAAGUUUCUACUUCGUAUAGGUUCAGCACUUGUGCGUUCACAGUAUGAGCCAGUGGUUGGUAAAGAAGUAACUCCCCACCAGUUAUUACUGAGUAAUCGACGUAAACGCAGACGUGUUGAUGAGGAACCAACUCGAUUAUCUACAGAUAAAAUCAAUAUAGAAACUAUCAACAUUUCUCAUUUAGAAUGGAAACCAAAAACGCGUCAUCCACGUUGGGAAGACAUAUGGAAUUAUUGUCAUGAUUGUCGUUGUCCCUAUGUUCCUACAUCUGCCUUAGAAUUAUUGCGACAUCUAGAACGAGGUCACCAGAAACUAGUUAAUGUUAAUUCAAUAGUGAUACCCAAAAAAACACGGCUUGAAAAAGUUGAUUGUAAUGAUUGCAUGCUCAAUGCAGCAGAAUUAUUGGGCAAUAAACUGAUAAGCCGAUUUUAUGUCCCACUCACUGUAAAUAUCUUCGAUUCCUCUUCAAAUAUAUCACCAUAUACAUGUUUUGUCUGUCGACAAGUAAAUAAGUCUCAGCGUUUACUAGAAAAUCAUUUCCAACGCGUGCAUCCACAAUUAACCCCUGGGCGUAUAGAAAAACCAACAGUUAUCUUAUGUUCUAUAUGUGGCUUCCCUACACAGACUAAUCUAAUUAGACAUUCUUCUCAUCAUUUGCACUCCGAUGUUUCAAUACAUGUAUCAUGUAAAAGUAAUCCGUCAAUACAUAAUAGUGCUCCAUGGUCAGGAUGUGACGCUCACGCAUUAGCCUGUCUUAUGCUUUAUCCUACUAUGUAUGCUCGAUUCGGUUUACCUUUUCAUGUUGCUCAUUUUCUAUAUGCAUUAAUUCAACGUAUGUUAAUGGCUCGAAUAAAUCAAUUUGGUGGUUGGAGUGUUCAGUCUUAUACUUUAAGAUGUUGUGCAGCAAUAUCAGCCAUUUAUGGUGAACUUGUUGGUUCAGAUCAAGGUAAACCACUGAUUCAAUCAAAAAUGAGAAUUUUAGAACAUAAUAACAGCUUAAAAUCUGUAUUCUCAAAAGCAUCGAUUCCUUCAACUGUUUCUUUUUACAAUUCAACUCCCGCUCAAUUAAGGACAUGCAAUUCUAAAAGCGCUAUACCUAUUUCCCUAUCAACUGUAUUAGUUUCAUCAUCCUUACCGAUUCAGCCAUGUUUUGCUUCAUCAUCGUCUAGUGUAAAUCUAACUAAUAUAUCAUCAGUGUGUAUUUUACCUAAUUCGUCUCCCAUUACUUCCGUUUCUGAUUCGGCAUCGAAAUCUGUGACAGGCUCCAUAUUACCAUCUAUUUUGGUCAGUCAACCUACUACAACUCCAUCUGUUUCUGGAAAACAUACUUUACCUUAUGAAUCAAUGCCUCCUGUUUGUGUUACAAUCAGUAAACAGUCUAACCUUUUUAUGCAUAGAAAUACAAAAAUCCCGGCUACAUCAUCAUGGUCUGUUUUAUCGUCAUCAAAUCCAACUCUUUUAUCUUUCCUCUCUUCCAACCAAUCGAAAAUUCCUAUUCAACCAAAACCUGUCAUACCAGUUUCUGUUGGUUUAGCAUCUGAUAAUUUAUUACAACAACAAUCUUCACUUAUUAAUAAUGACGAUAAUACUAUUCGUGUUCAGGUGGGACCUAAUGGUCAAAUUAGACGAUGCCUGGGAAGUCAACCGCGUAGUUUACCUCGUGUUUUGCCAAUGUUAGAAGUUCCGUGUGAACUGUGCCCUUUCAAUAUUCCAACAGGAACAGAUGUUCAAAGUUUUCACGUUAUGUCUCGUCAUAGAGUUAAAGGUUUACGACAUAUCCCAACAAUUCCUUGUCGUUUAUGUGGUCAAUUAUUUUGGACAAAGGCUGGCGUAAUCCGUCACCAACAUGUUAGUUGUGCAUUUUGCGAUGAAAAAUCACUGUGUAAUUCAACUUACUAUCUACAUGAAAUUAUUAAGCAUCCUCAACACUUUGCCUAUCGGUUGAAUAAAGAUGUGUAUAAUUGUCCACAAUGUUGUCGUGUGUUCUCGGAUAUGAUUUCAUUCAUAAUUCAUUUACAAACUGUACACUUUUUCACUGUACCAGAUGAAAUAAAUAAUCAUAUAUGCAAAUAUGGUUCUACAAGGAAUAACCAAAUAAAUUUUAAUAAUUUAACAAUGAGUUCAAAAUUAGUUAAUCUUUCUACAUUGUAUUCAUCAUUAUCCAUGUCAACAAUAUCUGUAUCAUAUUCAUUACCGGAUAAUAUUGCUGUAUAUAUAAAGCCUGAAGAAAUACCAUGUUGGAAAUGUUCAGUUUGUAAUACACAUUUUAUUACCAUUAAUCAUUUAGAUUUACAUAUGGCUCAAAUCGUCUUUUCACCCUCACACGAACCCAUCUGAUCGUCGGUAGUUUGAAGACAGGACAGUUGAAAAAAUUAGGCAGAAACGAUGUAUUUAGAUUACAGACGGUUGCGUUGAUAUAUUCAUCAGUUUAAUGCUGUUAUACUAAUAUUAUUAUUACCAUUACAUAAUAUCAACAAAUGUAUUGACGACUAUUACAAAAUAUUAUGGAACAUUGAUUUGGAUGUGGUUUCAGAAAUGAAAUAUUAAGAAAAAUCAAUACGUCCAACAUUUGCUAUGAAUACGAAAACAAGUAAUGGAAUUAAUUGUUAAUGAAUGAAGACACUAGGUUAUUAAAAAGUGGAGAGUAUAAAUUAAUUCAUUCGCUUUUGAUCUUUGGAAGAUUUAAAAAUAACUGGGAAGAGAGGCUUCUAAAACUAUUCAUUCUAUAGAGAUGUGUUCUGUGAGUUGUAUGAUUUAAUUGUUAAGCCUUCGUUGCCAUCUAGUUAACAACACUAGCAGUACAUACUUGAAAAAGAAGUGAAGUAUUAUAAUUUCUUUACAGUUUAUUAACAGUUUGUACAUUGACCCGGGAUUUGAUUUGUUAUUGUCCAUAGUUGUAUUGCCGUUGUUUACAAAUUUACUCUGAUUGUAUUCUCGGCUGGACCUGAUCAUUCUACUGAAUUGCCAGAUCUUUGUAGUGCAUUCAAAGUAUCUGGCGCUAAAAUAGGCUCACCUUAUCUUUCCAAUAGAGCGGUCACUCAGUGGUUGAGAUGUUUGAUUUUAGAUCACUAAACCCCAGGUUCAAACCCCUUUCGACCUACUUGUGUUUGAGUAACUGAAUAUUAUAAUUAGC